UCAACGACGCAACCUUUAGCAGCCACCGAGUCUGAGGGUUCAGAGAACCUGGCCAGGUAGAGGAACCGACAGGUUGGUUAUAGGGAAACCUGGGUCUAAGGAGCCAAGAUCAACUGUGUGGGUGCAUAUUAUGCACUGGAGUCACCAGGCGGGAAAAUGUACGUCAGUUAUCUCUUGGAGAAGGACACCAGUAUGUACCCGAAUUCCGUAAGACACUCAAGCCUAAACCUGAACCCUCAGAAUUUUGUCCCCACACCUCCUCAGUAUCCAGACUUCACAGGAUACCAUCACGUCCCUGGAAUUCCCAGCGACCCUCACCACAGCCAGACAGGAGCCUGGAAUCCCGCGUACCCUCCGCCGCGAGAGGAAUGGCCACCUUACGGCCCGGGAACAGGAGCUUCGACCUCGAGCACUGGUCAGCUGGGCUUCAGUCCUCCAGAGUUUUCAUCUGUUCAAGCGACCGGCCUUCUCCCAUCCUCCAUAAACACAUCAGUCGGUCAGCUGUCGCCCAACUCUCAGAGACGGAACCCCUACGACUGGAUGCGUCGGAGCGCGCCGCCGCCAAACUCAGGGGGGAAAACCAGAACAAAAGACAAAUAUCGGGUAGUGUACACGGAUCAUCAGCGACUGGAGCUGGAGAAAGAGUUUCAUUACAGCCGUUACAUCACAAUAAGAAGAAAGGCAGAACUGGCGACAGCACUCAGUCUGUCAGAGAGACAGGUGAAGAUCUGGUUCCAGAACCGGCGUGCUAAAGAGAGGAAAGUCAAUAAAAAGAAAAUGCAACAGCCGCAGCCGGCAUCCACGACCACACCGACCCCCCCUGGAUCAGUUCUGCCUGGGAAUGUUUCAAUGGUGACCAGCAGCAGCGGUGGCCUGGUGUCACCAUCCAUGCCAAUGACUAUCAAAGAAGAGUACUGAACUUCAUACAGAGCCCUCUCACACUUUUACACACAGGGUACUUUCAAAUCAACUCAUCAAUGAAAACACACCAUGAAUGGAGCAACCGUGACAAAAGACUGAAAUCGAAAGUAGUCCAUUGAAAAGUAAUGCAGCAACAUUCUGAAAUGGAUGAGAGAAACGUUGUGUAAUAUUCCUCUGGUCGUGUCGGUUUCUUUAUCCUAAUACUUUAUUACUUU
Messenger RNA from Carassius auratus (goldfish), 1136 nucleotides. RefSeq names its product homeobox protein CDX-1-like. The coding region runs from base 157 to 918 and encodes 253 amino acids. NCBI's taxonomy places the organism in Eukaryota, Metazoa, Chordata, Actinopteri, Cypriniformes, Cyprinidae. The record is from RefSeq and is a predicted model, not a curated record. The transcript has 3 exons. Gene Ontology annotation, cellular component: nucleus. Gene Ontology annotation, biological process: anterior/posterior axis specification; animal organ morphogenesis; cell differentiation. Gene Ontology annotation, molecular function: DNA-binding transcription factor activity, RNA polymerase II-specific; RNA polymerase II transcription regulatory region sequence-specific DNA binding.